AUGUCAUAUUACGAGACCCGCCUCCACACUCUCCCGACUUUGGUCCAAACCGAGAUCAACGUUCAAGUCGGACUGGAAGCCAGUCUUAGAUCUCUUUUCAAAGCAAUCCCGUCCAUGCGCUCUCAUUUCAAGCAGUACGAGAUUAGCAUCCUGCAUGGUAUCUUCCGAAACCAUAUGCCCGAUGACCAAGAACGGAAUAUUCUCAAAGAUGUUUUGGCGAUCAUCGAUCUGGGUUCCGGCAAAUACGACAAUGGUGACUUCAAAGAGAUGCUGUCUGAUAGAAGACGAAACGAACUAUCGCGUCCCCCUGAUCUUCGUCAACUUCGACAGAUUUGGCUCCUGAUCAGCCGGAUCAUCAUUUUGAUCGAAGACUAUGUGUCAAAAGCUACGAGCUUGUACCCUCCUCGUGCCUAUAUGGGACUUCCCGACCUCGAGUGGGGAACUGGUAGCAAGUUCAAGGGUCAGUCACUGGAAACCCGGCUGGUGUCAUUUACGAGCUUGGGUCGCCAUGAGAAGUAUCGUCUCCUUCGUGCUUUCGUCAGGUAUCAGCUGCUCUGCGAGGCCCACCGCACGUUCUCUUCAAGGUUCAUGACUAAGGAUAUCUUUGAAUCGCACGCCUUUGAUGGGGAUUAUGCGCCUAAUCUAUUGGCCUUUUCUUCCACGCACGAUUACUACAGAGCACUGUGGGGUGCUGUGUUUGCACAGUCUGGUGACUCAUGGCUUCCCGAGCUACCUACCGAAUGCCAGGGGGCACCAACAAGCCUUGUAAAGAGUCCGCGCCGGCUACUGUACCCUGAUAAUAGUUUUUUUGAUGCAGAGAGGUACUUUAACGACCUGUCGCUUGGAACUGAACAUCGACCCGAUCUCGUGGACGAAUUGGCCAACUGCGGUCUAGAUCUGGUCUGUGGUACUCUUAACAAUUUGAGCGAAGCACAAGACUGGGGGGUUCUCUUCAAGACCUGGUUGAAAGAACUCAUCAUGAAGGUCCCCAAAUUCUCACCGUGGAUCUAUGAGAUGGGUUACUAUCCGCGGUGGGGUCGAAGAACGCUGGAAGAGCUUGUGCCCGAAGCAUGGGAAUUCUUCUCCUCAGAAGUCCUGUCCUCAUCUGAUCGAGAUUCCCUGCGGCCCUACAUUGCUGAGAACUUGCGAGUCCAUCAAAUUAUCGCGGACGAACAGUUAGAGCUGUGCCAAAGGCCAUAUGUGCGUCAGGCUCAGAUAUAUCGGCAACGAGCAUGGGGCCUCUUCGAUGACGAAAGACUAUAUGUCAACGCAACUCGCCCCUUCCCGACAUUCGAGCAACUUCAUGUUCUCGAGACUUUAUUGGAUCGCGAGGGUGGCCCUGAACUGCAAAGACAAAGAAGGUCACAGCUUUGGCAAGACCUUUGGAUGGGCAAGCGUUCGUCCGUAAUUGUUGGGGGCCUACGACAGUCAGAUGACUCGGUAACACAGUCACAACUUUCAGGCAGAUCGACUCCAUUAUGGAAUACCUCCGGUCAACGUCUUUGGGGAUGA
Messenger RNA from Fusarium coffeatum, 1512 nucleotides. RefSeq lists its product as uncharacterized. The record is from RefSeq and is a predicted model, not a curated record. The transcript has a single exon. NCBI's taxonomy places the organism in Eukaryota, Fungi, Ascomycota, Sordariomycetes, Hypocreales, Nectriaceae. The coding region runs from base 1 to 1512 and encodes 503 amino acids.